Molecule: messenger RNA, 6754 nt
Organism: Anolis carolinensis (green anole)
Lineage: Eukaryota; Metazoa; Chordata; Lepidosauria; Squamata; Anolidae
Gene: jade1
Product: jade family PHD finger 1
Exons: 12
Coding region: 454-3051 (865 amino acids)
Biological process (GO): regulation of transcription by RNA polymerase II
Cellular component (GO): histone acetyltransferase complex
Source: RefSeq, a predicted model, not a curated record
GGCCUCCAAGAGUUAAAAAGAGACAGUUUCCAAGUGCAGUGGUGUCUCUCUCUUUCUCUCUCCACCCUCUUUCUCUCUUUUUUCCCCCCUUUAGUUUUGGCAGGGGAUUAAAGUAGCUCCCCCCUGUGGCAGCAGUGACCCAGAAAUGAGUUUGAUUCACCGAGUCCUUCCUCCAUAACAAGUAAAAACGUCAGUCAGGGAGAGAGAGAGAGUCUCCCUCUCUCUCUCUCUCUCUUUGGAUAUAUCUCUGUGUGUGUGGCUGUGGGUCUUUUUGCACGGGAGGGAGACACAACCUUCUCCCCCCCCCCCUCUUUUUUUUCUCCUCUGGAUCGAUGAACUCAUGAGGCAACACGGAGCCGAGAAAGUCGAACCUCGUUGGCAACCAUUUCAGCAAAAGCAGCCAAAGCAGCCAAAGCAGCAGCAGCAGGCUGCCUGCUGUUACCUGGGAAGAUCAUGAAACGAGGUCGAUUUCCCAGCAGCAGUGAGGAUUCUGACGACAAUGGCAGCUUAUCAACCUGGUCCCAGCAUUCUAGGUCUCAGCACCGGAGGAGUUCAUGCUCUAAGCACGAAGACCGAAAACCAUCAGAGCUGGCACCCAACAACCUUUCUUCUGGCCAGGAGAUCAGGGAGCUCAGCUGCUGCCACAGUCCCUGCCAGCAUCAAGUGUUCAGAACUGACCUGAUCACUGCCAUGAAACUUCCUGAUUCAUACCAGCUGAACCCCGAGGAGUAUUAUGUGUUGGCAGAUCCCUGGAGGCAGGAGUGGGAAAAGGGGGUUCAGGUGCCAGUCAGUCCUGGGACUAUCCCAGAGCCAGUAGCCAGAGUUGUGUCUGAGACAAAAGCAGUCAUAUUUACCAGACCUCGGAAAUAUAUCCUUUCCUCGGGUUCUGAGCCCCCUGAGCUUGGGUAUGUUGACAUCCGAACUUUGGCUGAGAGUGUAUGUCGGUAUGACCUUAAUUACAUGGAUGUGGCAUGGUUGGAACUGGCCAAUGAAGAAUUCAAAGAAAUGGGGAUGCCUGAGUUGGAUGAAUACACCAUGGAGAGAAUCAUGGAAGAAUUUGAACAGCGAUGCUAUGACAACAUGAAUCAUGCCAUUGAAACUGAGGAAGGACUUGGAAUCGAGUAUGAUGAGGAUGUGGUCUGUGAUGUUUGCCAGUCUCCAGAUGGUGAAGAUGGCAAUGAGAUGGUGUUCUGUGACAAAUGCAAUAUUUGUGUUCAUCAGGCUUGCUAUGGCAUCCUCAAAGUCCCAGAAGGCAGCUGGCUAUGUCGAACCUGUGCUCUUGGUGUUCAGCCAAAAUGUUUAUUAUGUCCCAAGAAAGGUGGAGCCAUGAAACCGACCCGUAGUGGGACAAAGUGGGUUCAUGUUAGUUGUGCCCUCUGGAUUCCUGAGGUGAGCAUUGGCAGCCCAGAAAAGAUGGAACCAAUCACCAAGGUCUCCCACAUACCAAGCAGCAGGUGGGCACUGAUAUGCAGUCUUUGCAAUGAGAAGAUUGGAGCAUCCAUACAGUGUUCAGUGAAAAACUGUCGCACCGCCUUCCAUGUCACUUGUGCAUUUGAUCGCGGUUUGGAGAUGAAGACUAUUCUGGCAGACAAUGAUGAAGUCAAGUUCAAGUCAUACUGCCCAAAGCACAGUUCCACCAAGAAGCCAGAUGAAGAAAACCUAAGUGAAUGCACCAGCCAGGAAAAUGAGAAUGGGACACAGGACAGUUCUCCUGAUGCCCACAUAGAACCCUUUGACAGUAUGGAUCAAAACCAGGAGGAGGCCCACAGAGUCAGUGUUCGAAAGCAGAAGCUUCAGCAACUGGAGGAUGAAUUCUAUGCCUUUGUUAAUGCUUCAGAGGUAGCUAAAGCCUUGCAGCUUCCAGAGGAUUCUGUAGAAUUCCUAUACCAGUAUUGGAAAUUGAAGAGGAAAUCCAAUUUCAACAAACCUUUGAUCACUCCAAAGAAAGAUGAAGAGGACAAUCUAGCCAAACGGGAACAGGACGUUCUAUUCAGGCGAUUACAGCUUUUUACCCAUCUCCGGCAGGAUUUGGAGAGGGUUCGAAACCUGACUUACAUGGUGACUCGACGGGAAAAAAUUAAAAGAUCUGUAUGCAAAGUCCAGGAACAGAUAUUUAAUCACUACACAAAUCUUGUGGAGCACGAAAGAGUCUCAGGCAUGCCAUCUUCCUUUUCUUCUAUGGAAAACAUGGUGCUCUUCAACAGUUCACCCCUUGGCCCUGAUGCACCUAAGAUAGAAGAUUUGAAGUGGCAUUCUGCUUUUUUCAGAAAACAAAUGGGCAUGUCAUUGAGUCAUUCUAUGAAAAAAACACAGAAGAGGGAGCGAAUGAGGAGACGCUCUGGGCAUAAUGAUAAACCCUUACUCAAGCAGACCAGCCAAAGGGAAGGCCUUACUGGUAGCUUUUUCAGCUUUGAAAAAUCAUUUGAAGAAGCACAAGCUGGAUUAGCAAAACAGAAGAAUGGUAUUGUUACAGCAGACCACAGGAAGAGGAGAGACAAUCAUUCCCACUGCGAUGCGAUGCAAGUUGGACUAAAGGAAAAACCUCCCAAACACAACCACAAACCCCUGAGAUCCAACGACCUGUCUCAGCGGCAAUUAGACAACAAAAGGGCUGUGAACCACCCGAGUGGGAGGUCAGCGCCCGGAAUCCGGAGAGAUACGGUGCCUAAAUGUAAUGGAUCCUUUUUCAAAAUAAACUAUAACCCGACUCCGGUUAAAGUGCCUACAACACCCAGAAGCCCUGUGAAAAACUGGGGAGGAUUCCGAAUUCCAAAGAAAGGGGAGAGACAACCACAAGGAGAGGGUCAGGAAGAGGCAUGCCACCAAACCUCUAACUACUCUUACUCGGGCCUGGACCAAGCUUCCCCUAAAGACAGGGCAAAAAGCAACCUAAAGGUGGAUAGUGAGAAUGACGGGUAUGCGCCUGAUGUGGAGAUGAGUGAUUCAGAAACUGAGAUGGCAGAGAAAAAAUGCAGGCAGCAAAGGCUUGCUUCCAGCAGCACUAUUCCCAGAAGGACAGACAUUAUUAGGAGGAGCAUCCUUGCCUCCUGACUGGAAAGUGACACACACCACUGGAAUCAGUGAAGCCCAAGCCUGGAAAAAAACCCCCUCCACUCUUGUGUUGUUUGUUGGUGAGUCAAGGAAGAGGAUCGUUAGAUGUGGCUAAAAAAAAAUCAGUCAACAAUGAACCUGUUUUCCCUGGGCUGUAGAAAGAUGUUUAUGUGCACUUGACCAAGAGUUAGCCCUCUGCCCACCCUUGAGUUUGUGAGGCUUGAAUCAUCUUUAGUUGCAAUUGUCACUAAGGAAUUAUCUGAGAAAAUGACAUGGCUACUCAAAUUUAUCCAAUAGGCUUAACACUAAUAAAAAUGAUAUAAAAAUGAAACACUUCUAGGGGGUAGAUUUUGGCUUGGGGAGAGCUGGUUUAGGUGGAUAGGACUGAGAAUUGUCCUCUUUGUUCUUGAAAAGCACAAGCAAUUAGUAUACAAGAGGAUAAUGAAUUAAAUACCGUGGUUAUAACCAUCCUGCACUGUUUAACCCAUUAAAAUUGUCACUUUGAUCAGGCUGUUUGAGGACUAAGUCCAAGUAGUCUGCCAUUUUUUCUUCUGGAAUCCAAGGGUGGAGUGGGGUGAUAGCUGAAAACAGUUAGAAACCCCUGAAGAAUUGUCAUACAAAGUCCAUCAAGCACAUAAGACUAUACUAAGACUACUAGAUACCUGAAGGGAUAGAUUCAAGCUGUUCCUUAUAAAAAGGAAAAACAAAACAAAAAUCAGUGACCCAUACACAAUGCUAUUCUAGAUGGACCCAGAUGACAAGUGGAUGAAAACUAAGUCCUUCAAGUUUGGAUAGCAUCUGUGUCUUAAGUAUUUUUUCUUGUUCUGAAAAAGAAAGUAGGUUCUUUCAGGUUCUGUAUUUUUCUGGCACCUGACCAUCUGAAAUAUGACCAUUCAAGUGGGAAAGACCAAGCACAUCUGUAUUGCAAAUAUGAAUAGGUUUUGUUGUCUUGGUGCCCCUCCUUUAUUCAAUUUCCCUGCCUCACUCAUCAGCCUAGGAGCUGUAAUUCUGUGAUGGGUGAGAGAUCCCACCCCCACGACCCCAGCGAAAGUAUUAGUACCUAACAUCAAACUUGGUAACCCUAGGCUUCCUUGGGAGAAGUCAUGACAGGUAGAUGGGUUGAAAUUUGCCAUGAUGAUAUGUCCACAUUUCUAAAGGCACUAGCCAGUAACCUUUCCCAAUGUGCACUAAUGGAAUGUGUUGGGAUAUGCAAGUGUCUGACACAAGGGUUAAUUUAAGUACAAAAAAAGGAUGUAAUAAAUAUAUAUGUAUAUUUUUGAAUAAAAUGGAAAGGCAAUAAGAUGUAAGAAGCGCUUUACAUUCAAGCCAGUUUAACAACAUGAUUUCAUGAUAUGGAUUAGAUUUGACAAAAAGGAGCUCGUGUUCUAAGUACAUCUUUUUUAAAGAGAAAAUCUGCAAUAACUUGAGAGAGUAAGCCAUCAGCAAUAAUGUGAACAGAAAAUUAAGAGUCUAUAUUUUGCACCCAAGAGAGUGCAUCAUAGACGUGAAAGCCUAAGUUUUAGGCUGCUGUAACUUUUGGGGACUCAACUUGGAUAUAGAAGCAGACAUAACCUAGUUAUAGGAAAGUUUAAGCAACAGCUUUUUUUAAAAAAAAUAGACCGCCCUCCUAUAAUUCAUCAGCAUCCAGUUACUUACUAUAGUUUUGUUGUAGUUCCUUCUCCAACAAUAGGUGGAUUUAUAUCUAAAUAACAAAUGUUGCAAUUUAAUGCGUCUUCCAGGGAUUGCAGCUGAGAUCUGGACUGUUGCUGUUCCAUCUUGCUAUGCAAGUCACUGAAUGAUCAAGAACACAAAUAUAUUGGGGGAGGCUAAACAGUAAUUUUUUUAUAAUAUGGAAGCAGUCAUUCUGGGUUGGAGAAAUGUCAUGUGUGAAUGUAAGAAUUAUAGAUAUUAUUAAGAGCAAUGUGCAUAUCAUUUGAGAACUAGCCAUCAAAAUUCACCAUUUCCUUCAGAACACUCUUGACCAAACAAAGCUUUGGGAUUGGUGAAAUCAGAUGUAGUACUCACCCUUUGCUUUAGCUUUUUUUUUCGGUGUUUGUAUCAGUACCAACAUUUUCCAAACUAGAGUCAAAUCAUAAUUUGAAGUGAAUGAUUGGUUUUAACGGAUUUGGCUUUAGGUCUGAGAAUUCAGAUGUCAAAUUAUGAUUAGUACAGACCAGAAAACUGAAAGGAGACCCAGUUUAUAUGACCUAGUAUAAAGUUUAUGUGUGAGGAUAAAGCGAGGGAAAGAAAGAGUGUAGCUCAGCAGGUUGUUCAGACUUCUUAACAGUUGAGAAUCUGAGCUUUAAAGCACCUGUAAUAGACCCACUCCAGUAGCUGUUUACAGCUUGGGGUUUUGGUGCAUGCACAGACAUCUGUUUAAGUGGAGGCUAUUUCAUGCCUUUCUUUGUGAGGGAAAUUCUCAAACACCGAAUAGUCUCUCCACCAUCAUCUUCCAAUUCUCAUUCUAGUCUGUGCAUAGUCUGGACCUGGAGGAAUAGAAUAAACAAGGAGGUUUGAGACUAGAGCUUCAGUUCUAAAUGUGAUUAAUAUACUGACACCACUUUAGGCUAGGAAAUGAUUGAUAUGUGAGAGGUAGUUUUAUAAGGCUUCAUUGCUUCUGAUUAAACUACUUAUAUCUUUCAGGUUUGUUGGCCAGGUCUGCUGCUUUACAAGCAGAUACGUUCUUGUUAAACAUAGAAAAAGAGGGAUGUGAUUAAUUCACUUUUCAAUAAGUAGGUUUUUCAGGUGAGAGUUGGAUGAAAUAUUGGUUAGCCUGCCCUGUAGGGAGUUGUUCAUCAAGCCAUAGAAAGUAUAAAAUACAUAUGAUUCUAAGAGAACAUUAUUCAAUGUUACAACCAAUUUUGAAAGAAGUAUCAGAUAACAUUUGCACUAUUAGGAAUGAUAGCAUUUGUGCAGAAAGAAUUGCCUUAUCUGUUUUGCUCCCCACCAUAUUUAGGUUAAUAAGCUUUCUGAUAUUUUGAAUAAUGCUGAACCAAAAACUUAAAAAAGAGGAAAAAUGAAUAGUGCUUUCCCCCACAUCUUCUGGUUGCAAAAGUAGAGAAACGUAGAGUAUGACUAUAUGAGUUUCACACCAUACUUAGAACCAGUAAAGAAUUAUAAAUAAAGCAGUAAUCAUUACCUGCUAUUGCAUUCAUUUUGUUGAUAUGGAAACAGUUGGUAUUUCUCGUUAAGCUUCACCUUUUCCUUAUGCAGACUGCCCAAGAAAUCCUUUGAUUAUAAUUGGUGCACUACAUUGAAAUGGAGGCCAAUAAAACACUUUUAUAAUGUUGAUUAGACUGCUAUCUUGUUAGAUUCUGGAGACAGGCAGAACAUACAUACUCAUACCAAUCUAUAACAAUACACGUCUCAUAUGUACAAAACUUAAUUUACAAAAAAAUGAAAAAAUCUGUCAUUACAUUUGUAAAACCUUGUAUAGAGGAUUUUUCACUAUGUGCCUAGCUUUGGUGUCCAUUUUGCUCAAAUUUGAAAACAGGUGCAUGAUGAAAAAACAGAUAGAAUCAGAAAUAAAGUAUAUGUAGAGAUGACUAUUUUAUAUUACAUGGCCCAAUCCUGUAUUUAUUUUCCUCCCUUUUUGAAGUAUUUAUAAAGACCUAGUUGAAGAUUGCUGUAUUUUUUGUUAAAAUAUUUAGUAGAAUUGUGCCUUUGUCUGUAUGUGAAUAAAUGCUGUACAUUUUGCAAUACA